CCCCCUUUCAAAAAAUAACUCACUGUCAUCAUCAUUUGGGGAAAACGGCUUUGCCUGAACGGGACUAAUUAUUUAAAAUUGGAGGAGGAGUGAUUCCAAUCGAACGAGAUCAAACGACCGACAGAAUUACGACAGGGCCCGCUGGACACUGUGCACCCUUGGGCCUGUCUGUCAAGUAGACAUGUUUCAAACUGUCCCUGACACGUCGUCUUACGUCAAGGAGGCGCUAUCAGUGGUGAGUGAAGACCAGUCCUUAUUUGAGCCUCCAUACGCUGCUGCUGCCCCUCUCCCCAAGACAGACAUGACUGCAUCUGGCACACAGGACUACGGCCAGACCCACAAAAUCAACCCCUUACCCCCACAGCAGGAGUGGAUCAACCAGCCAGUGCGGGUCAACGUCAAGAGAGAAUAUGAGCACAUGAAUGGAUCCAGCAGGGAGUCUCCGGUGGACUGCAGUGUGGGUAAAUGCAAUAAGCUGGUGGGGGGUAACGACACAUCUCAGAUGAACUAUGGAAACUACAUGGAUGAGAAGAACGCCCCUCCCCCCAAUAUGACCACCAAUGAGCGUAGAGUCAUUGUACCUGCAGACCCGUCGUUGUGGUCCCAAGACCAUGUGCGCCAGUGGCUAGAGUGGGCCAUCAAGGAGUACGGCCUGUUAGAAAUCGACACGGCCAUGUUUCAGAACACAGACGGCAAAGAGCUCUGCAAGAUGAGCAAGGACGACUUCCUCCGGCUCACCACCAUGUACAAUGCUGAAGUGCUUCUCUCUCAUCUCAAUUACCUCAGGGAAAGUAGUUCAUCAUUAUCCUACAAUACACCAUCUCACACAGACCCAUCCCCACGCCUGGCUACCAAAGAGGACCCUUCAUAUGAUGCUGUACGGCGGACAGGAUGGUCAAACAAUAUGCACAGUGGCAAAGGCUCACCGGUGGUUACUCAGAAUGUGACCAAGUCCGCUGAGCAGCCCAGAGCUCAGCCAGAUCCUUACCAGAUUCUGGGUCCCACCAGCAGUCGCCUAGCCAAUCCAGGCUCAGGUCAAAUUCAGCUGUGGCAGUUCCUCCUGGAGCUCCUGUCUGACAGCGCCAACGCUGGCUGCAUCACCUGGGAGGGCACCAACGGAGAGUUCAAGAUGACAGACCCUGACGAGGUGGCGCGGCGCUGGGGCGAGCGUAAGAGCAAGCCCAACAUGAACUACGACAAGCUGAGCCGUGCGCUGCGCUACUAUUAUGACAAAAAUAUCAUGACCAAGGUGCACGGCAAGCGCUACGCCUACAAGUUCGACUUCCAUGGCAUUGCUCAGGCGCUGCAGCCGCACCCCACCGAGUCCUCCAUGUAUAAGUACCCCUCGGACCUAGCCUAUGUGCCUUCCUACCAUGCCCACCAGCAGAAGGUCAACUUUGUAUCCCCACACCCUCCAUCCAUGCCUGUCACCUCUUCCAACUUCUUUGGACCCACUGCUCCGUACUGGAGCUCGCCCACUGCAGGCAUCUACCCCAACCCAAAUGUUCCCCGCCACCCUAACACCCAUGUGCCUUCCCACUUGGGCAGUUACUAUUAAAACAGCCCUUUCUGUCCACUCACCACCCUCUGAAACCUCUGCUUUCCCCACAACAAAGUCCACAAUUGCUGACCUGCACUCCCAGUGACGCCAAGCCGAUGAAAACUGAAUUGAUAGAGGCAUUUGUCCUCUGAAGAAAUUAUGCUCCUAAAUGAAGGAAUGAUCAAAUUGAAGGAGUUUUUUUUAAUGUAAGAAUUUAUAAACAACUGGAUGCUAUGCUCCAAAAUGGAAUACUACUUAUCUUUACAAGACUAGCAACUGUUUGUUUAUGUUUUUUUUUUUGGACAUGCGUCUGAGAUUCCUGUGCCUUUGUUUCCCAUCCUCCUGAAAAGCUGCACCAACUGUUAUCCUUCCCAAAACCUUCCCAAACCAAAGCCUGGGGACAGGAGAAACAACCUGAGUCUGUCUGCCUCCUCACCCUGCUACAGAACCAGACAUGGGCCCAUUAUUUAUGGGUCUCAAUCUACAUGCUCCUCAGUAAAUGAUGUACAUUAUGCUUUAAAGCAUCUGCCUUUUCCGCUCGUCUACAGCCUUGUUGGGGGUUUCUUGUUCCCACCACAUCUACCCUUGUUUCCCCUGUCUCCGUCUACACGUCUGUCCAUCUGCAUCUUUUUAUGUGUGUGUGGAGAGUCUUCUGGAAUUCGCUGGAUAAGAAGGAGCUCUCAAAGAGAUGGACUUUUCUCAGCACUGAAUGAAAUUUGGCAACUGGAAUAUUCCAUUCACAAUUUUAAUUUAUCCUCCAAACUGGAAGGCUAGAGAAGAGUUAAAUGCCAGAGAAGGAAGCGCUGUAUGUUUUGCUGACCUGGGUCAACUCAGUUACUUAAAAUGCUUUCUGUGUGCUGUGUGUGGAGUUCAAGAUGGGCGAUGUGUACAGUUGACUUGUUUGUGCUGGGGAAGCUGAGUCGAGAUGUAAUUGAAGUAAUUUGCAACAAUAAUUCAACCCAGGUCGGAUGUUUUCAGGGGGCCACACACUAGGCUAUUAAAUGUUUGCCAUGUUGUUGCCUUUCAGCCAUGCCAUUUCCAGAUGUUUUGUUGCUCGACCAUGUCAGUAUUAAUGUGAAUGUCUUCUGGUUUGUGAAACGCGUAAAAGGGAUACCCUGCAGCAAAAUCAAAAUUUGUCAGAUGUUUUCAUUUUGUAAAAAAAAAGGCAACAAAAAAAUGUAAUGAAGAAAUGAAUUCCUCUACACUUAAGAUCAUGAUUGCUGCACCUAACUCUAAAAUAUGAGAGUGCAUUUUUGCAGAUGUGAUCAUGUAGAUGUUAUCUACAUAACAAAGCUCAAGUCUAUAUGUUAAUAUGUGGAUAUUUUUGUUUGUUUAUUUGUUUUAUUCCAAAGUACUUUAAAGUGCCAUGAGCGCAUCUAAACCCUGACCCUCGAAGUGUUAAUGCCAUGCCUUAACUGCUGUUUUCUACCAUAUAUUUUCUAUUCAUUAAAGAUAAAACAGCAUUACAUCUUAAACUGGCAUUGUGAGAUACAUAAAUCAUUUCCAUUCCUGACCAGAAAUCUGACAAUUUUUGAUUUUGAAGUGCACUCUGACAAUAAAGGCUGCCACGGUGUCUCCUUCCUCUAUGUAGGCCAGUCAGGACCAGUAUAGGUCAGCACAGAGAAGUGGCUUAGCAGUAAGUCAUGUUAAUAGACAGUCAAGUUGCAUUUUUACCAGGGCUGGAUCCUAGUUUGAGAGCAGCAUGUGUGUUUGAAUGUUAGUUUCUCACUGAUCUAGAGCCCAGCAAAAUGCACAUGAAUCUCAAUUCAGGAUUUCAACAUCAGUAUGUAACAGUAUCAUGUCAAAACAUAUCCAUCUUCAGGUGUUCAAAGCUGUUAAUAGCAGAAGUAUUCCUUUAGAGUAACUGAAAAUGGACACUUGAAAAUAAAUUACUUGGGACUAAGUAGUUUAUCAGAGAACAAAACCAAUAAAGUAUGACGAGAUGAAACAAAGAAAUCCUCAGAUUCGCAAACGCUGUGCGUUUGUCAGACCUAUUUUUUAUUAUUUUAUAAGCAUCAGUCAACUAGGCAUUAAAGCAACUUACUGUAUAAAUUAUGCAGAGUUAUUUUCAUAUGUGACACAGUAUAAAAAAAAAGUCAAGAGAAUUAAUACGAGUUGACCUCGGUCAAAAAUGCAAACCUUUUAAGUCCAUUUCUGCUAAGUAGUUUGUUCAGCAUUUAAGCGUUUUUAUAUCUGUACAUUUGGGCAAUACAUUUUAACAUUUUUGUUUUCUUGUUCUUGUUAUUGUUUCUGGAAUUUCCAUUGUAACAUCCUAAAGGCCUUUAAGUGCACAAGAUAUUUUCUUGUAUUCCCCAAACCAUAAAUGCCUGCUUGAAUCAUAAUCCAAUAGCCAGGGAUUCCUUUGCUCUGUAUGCAACAUGUGAUUAAGAUGGUUUGUCUCCAUUUUGAAUCACUUUUUAUGCCAUAGCCCUAGGAUUGGUAGCUUUUCCUGUGCAUUAAAGAAUUUCAGGUAUUUUAUGCAAAAUAAUACCAACAGUAUUAAUAUCCACAGCCAGCUUCUCCUGAAGAUUUAUAGCUUUAAAAGAACAAAUAAAAAAAAAGGGAACAUGUAAUUUGUAGCAUUAAGAAAUUAUUGUAAUGUACCCUUAACUUCCAUGUUUCGCAAGCAUUAUCAAUGAAAAGGGAUCUGUGCUACUUCGUAUAUGCAAUGUAUUUUGGAUAUCAAAUAUAUAUAAAUAUAUAUAUGUGUGCGUGCGUGUGUGUGUGAGUGUGUGUAAUUUUACAAUUAACCAAUGUAUUAUUAUUAUUAUUGUCAUUCCUGAAAUGUAUGAAUACCUUUUGGAAAAAGGCUUUUGUAUAGGAAAAUGUGACAAAAUAAAUGUUUUUACCUCUCA
Toxotes jaculatrix (banded archerfish) is the source of this 4395-nucleotide messenger RNA. RefSeq names its product Fli-1 proto-oncogene, ETS transcription factor (gene fli1). Gene Ontology annotation, biological process: regulation of transcription by RNA polymerase II; cell differentiation. Gene Ontology annotation, cellular component: nucleus. Gene Ontology annotation, molecular function: sequence-specific DNA binding; DNA-binding transcription factor activity, RNA polymerase II-specific. The record is from RefSeq and is a predicted model, not a curated record. Bases 182 to 1558 code for a protein of 458 amino acids. Lineage: Eukaryota; Metazoa; Chordata; Actinopteri; Toxotidae. The transcript is spliced from 10 exons.